UCCUCACCCUCUUCCCCACUCUGCUGAGACGGCUGGGGUGUGACAGGGACACUAUUCAGGAGGCAGUCUGCUAACCUGCCUUGCUUGUGGGACUUGCUAACCCAGGGAUGCACAGGUGCUAGAGGGAAACAAGGAAACUAAUCAGAGCAGCAGCAGCAGCCCUCUCCAGGAAAGGGAGCCUGGAUGGAUUGUAAUGCACAUGGAUAGACUGAAAUGCUCAGCAGAUGAUUUUGCUUAAAUCCCAAAUGCAAAGAUGGGAUUGUCUUCCAAGGCCCUGCAUUAUGCCUGCUGCUAAACACACUCCAAGAGUUCUCAGGAGGACCCUCCAAGUGCUCUGCAGAGUGUGCUCCAGGGCCACUCAACUGUCCCACAGUGUUACUAUUCCAAGCAGAAGAUAUUUAACUCUGUUCCUUCCGAGACCAAAGCAUCAACACAGGAAUCAGGCCCCCUCAGCCUGUGUUGCAGUGGAAGUGUCCUGUUGUCUGUACUCGUGUGCUGCUCCAUACCUCCAGCUCCCCACCCUGCAUUCCUCUUCUGCAUUCUUUUCAACAUUAAAAACCAACUGGGAUCUUUAUCGCUCACUUCCAAAAGUUCAAAAUAUUCUUGAAACACUGGAGCAGCAUUGUGAUCUAGCAGCCAGGUCAGGCUCCCCUCAGGUCCCACAGAAGCACUUUGGAGCUGCUGUUACAGGUAAAGUUGCUUUUCUCACCUUCCCACCACUACCUGGCUGUACAUGGACACUGGACCAGAACAGGGGGGCACAGCAGGAGACAGCUCCUGGCAACACUUCCUGACUAAAGGAGCACCCAGCUGAGGUCAGAUACCUGGAGGGAAAAGAGGAGUCUGUUUGAAAAGCCUGGAGCCAACCUGCACUGUGCCCAAACGCUGGGCCCAGGCAUCCUGCUCAGAACUGCCUGGUUUCACCAAAAUCCAGCACCCUCCAGACAGGGGAUGGAAUAACCUGCAAAGACUGACAGAUUCAAACAAGAGGUCACUAACAGGUACUCCACAACCUCGUCCGUGCUCUCCAGCACCAUCUCCUCGUCACAGCCGGGGAAUUUGCAUUUCAAUGGGCUGCCGUACCCGAAUGUCAGCUCUGACACAGCGCCUGCACGGGAGGGAGCAGCUGGGCAGGAUUCCGGGGCAGGAUUCCUGGGCAGGACUGAUUCCUCUGGAGCUGCAGCAGCAGCACGGGAAGUGGGAGCAGCGUGGAGCUGCCAGGGACAGCGCUCACCCCGCCGGGCAAUCCCGGGUAGACCUUUGGGGCUCUCUGCACAGGGGCUGCGCAAGAGAGGCUCCAGCGGCCUCAUACACACGAGGAAAAAAAAAAAAAAAAAAAAAAAAAAAAAAAGAGAAAGGACUGUUAACACCGCUUGAAACCCAAUCUCACCAGAAAGCGACCAGAAUAAGAGCAGCAGUGACAGGGAGGAAAGCCGCACAUCCCCUCCAAGAAAAAGGCAAAGGGAUGGGAGAGCUAAUCCCAAACCGGGAUGAGGGGCUGCCAGAAGGAAAAGGAGCCUAAGAGCAAAGACUGAACAGGAAAAGGGAACAGGAAAGGAGACACACGGGAGUGUAAAUGCAGAAACAAGAGGUAUGGAGAACUUGGUAGCUGGCUCCAAUCUUCCUCCACUUUUUACAGAUGAGGAUGGAUCUAAGGAAGGUAGUGAAAUUAAUGUAUCUGGAUUAGCUAAUUCGGAUAGUUCAUUCAGUGGUGGAACUUCACAGCCUGUGAAUAACCCAGAUUUGGUGGAAGACUUGUCACAGCCUCAGCAGCAGCAAAAUGAGUCUUCUAAUGCUGCUGAAACCACUGAGCAGAAGCCUGAGGAGGAGCAGCAAAGAACCAAGCGAGGAGGCUGGGCCAAAGGCAGAAAGAGGAAGAAGCCCCUGCGGGACAGCAAUGCCCCCAAAUCGCCCCUGACCGGGUACGUGCGGUUCAUGAACGAGCGCAGGGAGCAGCUGAGGGCCAAGAGGCCCGAAGUGCCUUUCCCGGAGAUCACCAGGAUGCUGGGCAACGAGUGGAGCAAGCUGCCUCCCGAGGAGAAACGGCGCUACCUGGAUGAAGCAGACAGAGACAAGGAGCGUUACAUGCGGGAGCUGGAGCAGUACCAGAAGACUGAAGCCUACAAAGUCUUCAGCAGGAAAGCACAGGACAGACAAAAAGGCAAAUCCCACAGACAAGAUGGAGCAAGACAGCCAGCUCAUGAUCAUGAGAAAGAAGCAGAUACAAAGGAGAGAUCUGUCUUUGAUAUUCCAAUCUUCACAGAAGAGUUCCUGAAUCAUAGUAAAGCGCGCGAGGCGGAGCUGCGGCAGCUGCGCAAGUCCAACAUGGAGUUUGAGGAGAGGAACGCCGCGCUGCAGAAGCACGUGGAGAGCAUGCGCACGGCCGUGGAGAAGCUGGAGGUGGACGUGAUCCAGGAGCGCAGCCGCAACACGGUGCUGCAGCAGCACCUGGACACCCUGCGGCAGGCGCUCACCAGCAGCUUCGCCGCGGUCCCGCUGCCAGGCAGUGGGGAAACCCCCACGAUGGAAACCAUUGAUUCCUACAUGAACAGACUGCACAGUAUUAUCCUGGCCAACCCACAGGAGAACGAGAACCUCAUCGCCACGGUGCGGGACGUGGUGAACAGGCUGGAGCGUUAGUGACGGGGUCUCGUGACCCGGGGAAGCUUUACAAAAUUUUUUUGGCCAGUGUGGAAUAAGAAGCCAUGAGGGAAAGCCUGGGGUGGGAGGCAGGAUGGCAGGUUUGGGUCCUGCCUGUGUGUUCUGUCAGGGAGACAAACAGAUCAAUGCAUUCAGAGAUCUUGAGAAGCCACGGACACCGCCCACUAAACGUUUGAACUGUCCUCUGUGUGAACAUUUAAGAGCAUGCAACUUUUGUGCAAUCGACAUUUUUUAUGGAUUUUGCUGGGUGUGAGGGUGCCUGCGUUCUGUGGACUGGCUGACUGUGGAGAUGAAAUCUCACCUUGUGAAAUGGAGUCAGCGUAUACGUUGUAGUAAUAACUUGGAUGUGUUCUAUUGCCUAAUGUCUUCUAGUGUCUUUUAUUUUGUUUUCGUGUUUAUCCUGUGGGGUUACCUUCCUUCACUUUAGUUCUCUUCUUUUGAUCUUGUUCCCUGAUUCUUGCAGUACUGGAUAGCAGUGCUGGUGUUCUCUCUUCUAACAGGGAGUUUUCCUUGGUGCACUGUCUUGUCCCAUGCCUCCUGCUAUGUUUAUAGGAGCUUUUCUUAAGCAGAAUUAAGCAGUUUUGUUUUUUGGGUUUUUUUUGUUAGCCUGCAAUUCCUACAAUGUGAGUUUGCUCCCUGCUAGAGACUGGCUGUGGUUGAUGCUUUGUCACUUGAUUCUACUAUGAGACAGACUUCCUCUAUCUCCUUUCUUCAAGCACCUCGCUUGCACAUUGCAUCCUGCUCUUCUGUGGAGGUCUCCUGUUAUCUCUUGAAAACCUUUGCUGGAGCAUUUUACUAUCACAAAGGUCAGUGGAAAUUGAGAUAGAAAGUGAAACAUUAGUUCUCCUCAGCAGAGAAAAUGGGAUUCUUUGGUUUAGACUAAACCCACAAAGCUUACCCUUCCUCUGAUACUUUGUUCAGUCUAAUUUAAUGUUAUUUCCUUGUUUUUGGAAGAAUGAUCUCAUGGGUAAAGCAGUUUUCUAUAAAAAGAGAAAUGGGCACGGGGAUUGCAUUUUUUUUCCUUUCCUGCCCUGAAAUUGCUGUGCUGGGAAGCAAUGUGUCUGGAAGCAGCACAUACAUUUUUGCAUGAAUUAUUAGGGCAGAAAAGGUUAUUAGUAACUAGAUCCACAUAGCAGCCUACAGAACUCAGCAUCACAGCUUGUUUUUUGCUCUCACCUUUUGUUCAGUUCAAGUACUGCCCACAGAGCCCAUAGCAUUCAGCAUUUUAUGUUCCAGCUGACCUAAAUGGCCUUUCCCUUGCACUGAAUAAAGCUCUGCAUGUUUGAGUCUGAUCUUGCUGAGCCACACCACACCUCCUGGCAGAGCUGGGGCACCCACUGUCUGCACUGCCGUAUGCAAAACUUUCACUGCUCUUUGCUUCCUGUCAAAUUGUUCAUUCUGACCUUGGCUCAGCACUUGUUGGGCAUCUCUGGGCUUUAUGGGGGUGGUUGAAAUGCUCUUGCUCCCACAUGACAAUCUCUUUGCUCCUGCUUAAGACGUGUUAGAAUUCUCUGUUAUGAAUUGGAGGUUGCUUUCAUUACUGGAGUGUGUUGCAGUUUUUUUCUUUUCCUGCAUUGUGCACAUGGACUUCAUGCUGGCCUGGAGCAAUCUUCGGGUCAACACUUGUAUGCCAGGUCUCAGCUUACUUCUGGGGUUAUUGCUGUAGCCAAGUAGCAAGGAUUUCCAAGGAAAUCAAGUCUUCCUUCAGGGGGGAAACUCCUCUCUCUUGUUACCUGUUCUGCUUUCAAGACUUCACAAAAAGGAACCUCAGUUUGCUGCAUUGACUUCCACUCUCCUUAGCGUGGAUGAGACCAGCUGAUGCUGCCAUGGGUUCUGUAAUGUUGUAAAUCCUAGGGGUUGCUAAUGCCUCCAGAAGAAGCACCUACACCUUCAUCUCCUAUAUGUGUCUUGGUUUUUUAGAAAUGGUGAUGUUUGACUCUGUUGAAGUGGCCAAAAUGCGCUGCACAGCCAAAUCUGAUUUACAAAAUCCUGAAGUUCUGUCUGUGGCAUCCUACUUAAUACCUGGAGUUGUAUUCCAUAAAGACUCCAGAAAUUCCAUGUAAUGUAGGAUGCAGUUCCAGGCUGUAUUAUAUCCAAUUCAUCAGUAAGGUCAGAUGGCUUUGGGCUUGCCCUGCUUACAGAAAUCUGCUCGUGGAUCCUGCUCAUCCAUCUCUGCUGAGAAGUGUUGCAAGUGUUGUGGGAUAGGAAAUUCAAGGUGAUAUUAUUAGCUGGGGGCUGACAAACCUCCUGCAUUUUCCCACAAGGAAGGAGGCGGGGUGGAUUAUCCAUCUUGAAGCAUCUGGGGGAAAACAGUUCUUGCUCACUGAUGGUGCGACAGAUGAUGUUUUGUCUCAUUAAGAAGCUUCUUAUUUAUGUUGAUUAACCCUAUAAAAAUGGAUUUUGUCUUUCCAGUGUUUUCAGAGUGUCACUUCAGUUUACAGUUUUCAGUGUUGACUGAUUAAAAAAAAAUGAAGUGGGUGUCAAGGAGAAGAGCAGAAUAAAAUGCUUUUGUCACUUAAAGAAAUGUUAAGAGAAAUAUAUGAAAGCAGAAUCCAUUUGCUGGAUUAACGUGUUUGGAAUUGUUUAAAUGCCAAGUUUUCUGUACAAUGUUUUUGUAAUUAAACUUUCGAGCUCCUUGGUUUUUAAGAUGUUGAUGUGCUUGUUUGACACUGCUUCAUUAAAAUUGUUCAACGUUGAA
Molecule: messenger RNA, 5359 nt
Organism: Oenanthe melanoleuca
Lineage: Eukaryota; Metazoa; Chordata; Aves; Passeriformes; Muscicapidae
Gene: HMG20A
Product: high mobility group 20A
Exons: 17
Coding region: 1594-2640 (348 amino acids)
Biological process (GO): regulation of gene expression
Cellular component (GO): nucleus
Source: RefSeq, a predicted model, not a curated record